Poecilia latipinna (sailfin molly) is the source of this 3138-nucleotide messenger RNA. RefSeq names its product gamma-aminobutyric acid type A receptor subunit alpha1 (gene gabra1). Gene Ontology annotation, biological process: monoatomic ion transmembrane transport. The coding region runs from base 464 to 1849 and encodes 461 amino acids. The transcript is spliced from 10 exons. NCBI's taxonomy places the organism in Eukaryota, Metazoa, Chordata, Actinopteri, Cyprinodontiformes, Poeciliidae. Gene Ontology annotation, cellular component: membrane. The record is from RefSeq and is a predicted model, not a curated record. Gene Ontology annotation, molecular function: GABA-A receptor activity; extracellular ligand-gated monoatomic ion channel activity.
CUGCUCCCAUGAAAAUAAACCCUCCGCCAAAACUAGGGGCAAAAAAGAGCCGUUCCUUCCUCAACAGCUUGGAUUUAUGGAAAACAUAAGCUUUCCCAAAUUACAAUGAAAUUGUAUAAAUUGCCAAUAAUAACAUCACUGUCCACCUCGUUUGUGUUUCUGUUUCGGUCAUUGCUGAAGCAAAUGUCUCCUGAUUUGUAGUCUCAACUUAGAAAAGCGCCGAUGCCUACAGAAAUAUACGCCACGAAUCAUAAGCCCAGUUUUUCUUUUUUUUUUUUUCUUUUUUUUCUCCCCCUCUCUCUUGCAGAUGCACGCAGCUCAGCGCCGCUCGUCGUGCUCUGGCUCAGUCUGAAUCGGCGCGGCUGUAGCAGCAGAAUAUUUGGUUUAUAACAGAGACACCAGCAGUUGUCUAGAUGCGAAACGUGGGCUUUUAGGAGACGUGAAAGGUCCUCAUAUUUCAACUAUGUGUGGACGGAGCAGGGUGGCCUCUCUGUUUGUGUGGAGUUAUUUACUGGUCACAAGCAGCGUACUGACUGGGAAAAGCUCUGGGCAGAAUGGCAUGACAGACGAGCAGAAAGAUAACACCACAGUGUUCACCAAAAUCUUAGACAGCCUUCUAGAUGGCUAUGACAAUCGCCUCAGGCCAGGACUCGGAGAGCGUGUAACUGAAGUCAAGACUGACAUUUUUGUGACUAGUAUUGGACCAGUUUCGGACCAUGACAUGGAGUACACCAUUGAUGUCUUUUUCAGACAGAGCUGGAAAGAUGAAAGGUUAAAGUUCAAAGGGCCCAUGGCCGUGUUGCGUCUCAACAACCUUAUGGCCAGCAAAAUCUGGACCCCGGAUACUUUCUUCCACAAUGGCAAGAAGUCAGUGGCCCACAACAUGACCAUGCCGAACAAGCUUCUACGAAUUACAGAGGAAGGCACACUGCUUUAUACCAUGAGGCUUACAGUGAGAGCAGAAUGCCCUAUGCAUCUGGAAGACUUCCCUAUGGACGCCCAUGCUUGUCCCCUGAAAUUUGGCAGCUAUGCCUAUACCAGGGCAGAGGUGGUGUACGUGUGGACCAGAGGGGCUGCUCAGUCUGUAGUGGUGGCAGAGGACGGCUCCAGGUUAAACCAGUAUGAUCUGAUGGGGCAGAGUGUGGAUUCUGGCGUGGUGCAGUCAAGCACAGGAGAGUAUGUUGUGAUGACAACCCACUUCCACCUGAAGAGGAAAAUUGGUUACUUUGUGAUCCAGACAUAUCUACCCUGCAUCAUGACAGUGAUCCUCUCCCAAGUGUCCUUCUGGCUCAACAGAGAGUCUGUCCCUGCCAGAACUGUCUUUGGAGUGACCACUGUCCUGACCAUGACUACUCUCAGUAUAAGCGCCAGGAACUCUCUCCCUAAAGUGGCCUAUGCCACAGCUAUGGACUGGUUCAUCGCCGUCUGCUACGCCUUUGUCUUCUCUGCCCUCAUUGAGUUUGCCACAGUCAACUACUUCACCAAGAGGGGUUAUGCUUGGGAUGGAAAAAGUGUGGUCCCUGAGAAGCAAAAGAAGAAGAAGGAAUCUCUCCUGAAGAAAAACAACACAACGGCCUACCCGCCUACCACUGCUACACCCUUCGCACCCAAUCCUGCCAGGAACCCGGGAUUAGCCACAAUCGCCAAAAGCGCUCCUCCACCCCCAGAUGAGCCCAAAGAGGAGCCGAAAUCCAAACCCCCUGAGGCCAAGAAGACCUUUAACAGUGUGAGCAAGAUAGACAGGAUUGCCAGAAUAGCCUUCCCUCUGCUCUUUGGAACCUUUAACUUGGUCUACUGGGCAACCUACUUGAAUAAGAAGCCCAAAUUGCAGGGGGUCAAUCACACCUAAUUCAUCUUUUUGUCUUUUUGAUUUAUUUUUUUUUCUUAAUCCUUUUACAAAAAAGUGGUUAUUUUGAGAUAAACAUUGCGUCCACUCUGGUUUGAAUACCCAGUUGUUGCAUUGCUUCUGUGUUUAUCUAAAUUUUGAAGAUUUCAAAAGAAACAAUAUAGAAAAAAAAAAGAUAAAUUCAGAGUUUUGAAAGGGUAUCGUUCAGGUCCAAGAGGAUGCUACUACAAAAUGCUACUAAAAAUAUCUAACCAACACAAUGCUAUUCUACCACUUCAUAGCCCAAGUUUUUCCUGGGGCAGUGUUUUUGUUUGUUUUCUUGCUUAAGUGUCUCCCUUUUUUGUUUCUUUGUUUUCUUUAACCUAUUUUAAAAUGUGGAAUUACAGACAGUAAAGAGGCACCUGUGAAUAUGCAUGGGCAGGAAAUUUUAUGAUUUCUAUUUAUUUAUUCAAAAAUUAGACCCGUGUUGACUGAUGGCUUGGGUUAUUUGAUGUCACCAGUGUAACGCUCAUUCUUUUUCAAAUAUAUCUUCCAUUCUAGGUAGAAUGUUUAUUAGAUUGUGUCAUUCUUGAAAAAAAAAUAUUUUAUUGUUUCUGCAAUAGCAAUAAAACAUGUCUCAGUGGACACAGUUUAUUUAGAGGACAAAACAUACAAAGUUUAAAUCAUCUGUGCUCAGAACUGAAGAUAUAUGGAUUUAAUUUCACUGCAUUGUAAAUACUACCAAGUGUUAGAGAUGUCUUUAUUAUGAUUAAGCUUUGCAAAGUGUAACUAACGGGGUUUUAGCUGAAUCAAUGGUUUCUCAUUCUGAUUCUUUUCACAAAUGGAGCAUAAACUGAGUUCAUUCAUUUUUGAGUGACUGUUUCUCACCUAAUCUACAUUUCAUGCUAAAUUGGUUUAACUGAAUUUAAACACUGUUUAGCUGGGUGUUUGUGGCCACACCAAAUGCACCAAUAAAAUCUUUUCUAAUGAUGGCAAGUUGUAGGCAACAAUCUAGAACCAUUGCAAAUUUUCUGAAUUAAACAUGACAUCAAGUUUAUUUAAUAUUUUUGUUUACUUUUUGUUUCUGUUGGAGUCUUUAGGCUGGGACCUCCUUUGCUAAUACAGCAUUUGUAGAAAAGUUUAGUUAGCAUGUGGUGGGGCACAUUGAGAUGGAGGAGAAGUGCCUUUAUCAUUUCCAGAAUUCAAGCUGUGAUGGAUUUGUAGAUGGGCGGCACGUCUUUAUUUCCAUCCCACUGAAUCCCCACGCUGACCACGUUUACUACAGUUUCCAGAUUCACUGGAAAGAAAAUUGA